Molecule: messenger RNA, 315 nt
Organism: Strongylus vulgaris
Lineage: Eukaryota; Metazoa; Nematoda; Chromadorea; Rhabditida; Strongylidae
Source: the annotation of a GenBank genome assembly
UGUCUAUCGCGUCGCCAACGUAUCAUUGUACGCAAUCGUACUGAACGUCUUAGCGAACUUCUAGACUGGAAGACAUUAUCGAUGAGUGAACGAUACAAUUUUUUGCAGUUCUACAGAGAUGCAAGAUGGAUGGCAUUGAAGAAGACACAUCCGGAUCUUGAGAUGCGCUUGUCUGAUCAAGUAACGAUGAUGCCGCGUCCAAUAUCUGCUCCUGGAACUCCGUCGGUAUCUGGUCCAACCACACCACGCGAGUCUGACAGUGAAGAAGACAGCGAACAAGAAGAAUACGAAGAGCAACAGUGGAACGAAAAGUAA